Molecule: messenger RNA, 951 nt
Organism: Castor canadensis (American beaver)
Lineage: Eukaryota; Metazoa; Chordata; Mammalia; Rodentia; Castoridae
Product: short-chain dehydrogenase/reductase family 16C member 6-like
Cellular component (GO): lipid droplet
Molecular function (GO): oxidoreductase activity, acting on the CH-OH group of donors, NAD or NADP as acceptor
Source: RefSeq, a predicted model, not a curated record
AUGAAUGCAAUGGUGGACACUGCCAUUUUCGGGGGGAAAUUUCUAUAUUACUUUUUAGAAUCUUCAGUUUUUAAGGUAAUUCCCAAGAGAAAAAAAGAGGCUGCUGGAGAGAUUGUACUUAUAACAGGAGCUGGAAGUGGACUCGGGAGGAUAUUGGCCCUACAUUUUGCCAGCCACGGAGCCAUUUUAGUUCUCUGGGACAUUAACCAAGAAGGCAAUAUGGAAAUAUGCAGACUGGCCAAAGAAAAGGGUUGUAUAAAGGUGUUUGCCUAUAAGUGUGACUGUAGCAACAGGCAAGAAGUCUACAGAGUUGCUGAUCAGGUCAGAGAAGAAGUUGGCGAUGUGACCAUCCUCAUAAACAACACUGGCAUUGUAACAGGGAAGCUCUUCCUUGAUAUUCCAGAUCACAUGGUAGAAAGAUGUUUCAAUGUCAAGGUCAUCUCUCAUUUCUGGACUUGUAAGGCCUUCUUUCCUGCCAUGAUUAAAGCUAACCAUGGUCACUUGGUCUGUAUUCCCAGCAUAGUAGGAGUAGUUGGAAUUAAUGUACUAUCAGAUUAUUCUGCAAGUAAAUUCGCAGCCUUUGGCUUUGCUGAGUCUCUCUUCUUUGAAUUAAAUAUGCAACAGAAAAACCAACAUUAAACCACCAUUGUUUGUCCCUAUUUCAUCAAAACUGGAAUGUUUGAUGGCUGUACAACCAAGUACUCAUUUCUCCUACCUCUACUGGAACCGAAGUAUGUGGCCCAAAAAGUUUUCAAUGCAGUUUUAGAGGAACAGGUUUACCUUAUGAUACCCAAAUUUGCAUAUCUUGCAUUGUUCCUUAAACAAAUAAUAUCUCCAAAAAUGAUGACUGCCCUUGCCGAGUACCUUGGAGUGAACACUUGCAUGACUUCUUUCAAAGGGCAAGUGAAAGCAGAUGAAUUUCAGAUGGAAACUGAGAGGAAACAACAAUAG